Dromiciops gliroides (monito del monte) is the source of this 1428-nucleotide messenger RNA. RefSeq names its product osteoclast stimulatory transmembrane protein (gene OCSTAMP). NCBI's taxonomy places the organism in Eukaryota, Metazoa, Chordata, Mammalia, Microbiotheria, Microbiotheriidae. The transcript is spliced from 3 exons. Gene Ontology annotation, cellular component: membrane. The record is from RefSeq and is a predicted model, not a curated record. The coding region runs from base 1 to 1428 and encodes 475 amino acids.
AUGCGGCACCUACCAGGGACCGAGGAGCAGCUGGUCAGAAUGGGGAGGUGGCUUUGGCAUUCAGGGCUCCCAAAGGCUCAGGCGCUGUUGCGGGCAGCCUGGGAGGUGUAUUCGAAGCCUGUCCCAGCCAGCUGUGGGCAGUUGUUAAUUCAGCUCCUGCUGUGUGCUCUCAUCUCUGGGGCCGCUGGUGGGCUCGCAUACAACUGGUUGGCUGUCUCCCUGUUGUACCCAGCAAGGACUUCUGCAACAGGAGCCAUGGCUUGUGGCUUCUUGCUUUUCCUGGCCCUGGGUCUGGUGCACCCAGCCCGAUGUCUGCUCGCCAUCACCGUGCCCACACUAGGCACGAGGCAGGGCCGCCGCCUGCUUCUGUCAUCUGGUUUCGCCGAGCUGGCCACCCGUGUCGUACCCAACAUUCUGGCCAACGUGGGUGCUACCACCCAAGUGCUGAGGUGUGUGGCCCAGGGCUCUCUGGAAAGCUUACUCAACUCCACUCACCAGCUAAAGGCGGCCACAGAAGCCCUGGACCAGGCAGCUGGGCGGCCAGGGGACCGGGGACUGAGCCUGGAGAGCCCUAGCAACUACUCCGCCCUGUAUUUCCAGAUGCUUGUGGCCACCCAGAGGGUCUAUGAGGACGUCUCAGCCCUGGAGGUGCUGGUGCGGGGACUGGCUCUGGGCACCAACCGGGUGCUGGCUGGAGUCUUCAUUCUCUCCCUCCUAUCUGAGUCCAUGUGGUACCUGAAGGGUUAUCUGACCAACCUGCAGUUUGACAACCUCUAUACCAGCAAACAACUGGAGCAGCUGCUCAGACAGAGCCAGGACUCUCCCCAGGACGCCUCCCCUCCAGCCCUGGGCCUCAGGCUGACUGGCCUGAAGCUCUCCCGGGCUGAACUUCUCCACUGCCUCUUUCGCCUGGCAUUUCUGGGUAUGCCCCUGGGGGCCAUGGCUGUGAUUGUGGUUGCAGACUAUGUGGCCUUCCUUCUGGCACACAUGGCAGUAGACUGGGCCCAGAGGCUGCCCACGCUGCCCAUCCAUCUGAGCAUCAAGUACGAUGCCAAGUACACAGUCCUUGCCUUUGUCUCCUUCAUCUUCAAUCAGCUUUCUGAAGAGAGAUCCUUGGAAAUCUACCAAGACACAUACAAGUGGGAACUCCGCUUCACCUCAGCCAGUUGCCGCUUGCACCCAGCUCAUCCCCCACAAUACACGGCUGCAUUGGCCGCUGGGACCCUCUUCCUCUUUGCUUCUGCCACAGUCUUCCUGGAGACCUAUGCCCGCCGGCUGGGUCACAGAGUGGCCGCUUCUUUCUUCCAGGCUCAGGAAGAGCAGAGGGCCCGAUACCUGUUUUCCCGGCUCCACCAAAAUCAUUGGAAGAGGCACAUAGAAUCCACAUGUGUCUGUGUUUCCUCCUGCUCACGUUCCCAAGUCCUCUAG